GGAACGAGAUGAGCAGCGCCGGCGCCGCUGCAAGAUGCUGGAUGGACACGUCCUGCUGGGAUGGCUCUCCUCCUGCGCGCUCCUAGGGCUGCUCGCCUGCACACCGCGGCCCUCCGCCGCCUACUUCGGGCUGACGGGGAACGAACCUCUGACCAUCCUCCCUCUGACCUCAGAAAUGGAGGAAGCAGCUGUCAAAGCCCACUACAAGGUCUGUGACCGCCUGAAGCUGGAGAAGAAACAACGCAGGAUGUGCCGGAGGGACCCCGGGGUGGCUGAGACCCUGAUGGAAGCCAUCAGCAUGAGUGCCUUGGAGUGCCAGUACCAGUUUCGUUUUGAGCGCUGGAAUUGCACCCUCGAAGGUCGCUACCGGGCCAGCUUGCUGAAGAGAGGUUUUAAGGAGACAGCCUUCUUGUAUGCCAUCUCCUCUGCUGGGCUGACCCACGCCAUGGCCAAGGCGUGCAGUGCGGGGCGGAUGGAGCGUUGCACCUGUGAUGAGGCCCCAGACCUGGAGAACCGUGAGGCUUGGCAGUGGGGUGGUUGUGGUGACAACCUGAAAUACAGCAACAAGUUCGUCAAGGAAUUCCUGGGGAGGAAGCCCAACAAGGACCUGCGAGCCAGGGUGGACUUCCACAAUAACCUUGUGGGCAUGAAGGUCAUCAAAGCUGGAGUGGAGACAACCUGCAAGUGCCACGGUGUAUCUGGGUCCUGUACUGUCCGAACGUGCUGGAGGCAGCUCUCUCCAUUCCAUGAAAUAGGGAAGCAGCUGAAGCAAAAGUACGAGACAUCCCUCAAAGUGGGCAGCACCACCAACGAGGCCACCGGGGAAGGGGACAUCUCCCCACCUAAGAAAUCCAUCCCUGGUCACAGUGAUCAGAUCCCAAGGACUACAGAUCUUGUCUACAUUGACGAUUCCCCGAGCUUCUGUAUGAUGAGCAGAUACUCUCCUGGGACUUCGGGAAGGAAAUGUUACAAAGACAAGAACUGUGACAGCAUCUGCUGCGGGCGAGGGCACAACACGCAGAGCCGGGUGGUCACCCGCCCCUGCCAGUGCCAGGUCCGGUGGUGCUGCUAUGUGGAAUGCAAGCAAUGCACCCAGAGAGAGGAGGUUUACACCUGCAAAGACUGACUGACAUGUCUUCUGCUUGAUGGCAACCCUCGGUGAUGGGAGAUCUAUGAGAACUACAUAUGGAGACAAACAGGGUUUGAUUGACCUUCUGGGAUCUGAAAGCUAUGUUGAGACAUAAGCACUUUGUAGGGUACAGGUGACCCAGCUGUGUUGCUGUUUUGUUUUUGUUUUGUUUUCCUGUAGACUGAGUUUUAAUGAGGUCCAACCAUGUGGAAAUAAGUGCCUGUCACACUGGGGUUAGACACCAGUUGACCUUCACCUUGGUCAUCCACGCAGUUUGACGAAUCAUUCAUCCUUGGAACAUCUUGAUGGUUUCACCGACCCUCCAUGAACUUCUGGGCUAAGAUAUUCUCUUUGACAUAAAUAACAUUUACCAUUUUAUUCCUGAAGCUUACCCAACUGCUUGAAGAGCUAAGCAGAUACGAAAGAAAAAUCUUUCUGCUCAGAAUGUGAUGGUACGGGUAGUGGUCAAUAAUUUUUUCCCCCCUCCUUCUAAAACUGGAGAGAAAUGGGUAGGGAAAGCAGGAACAGCCCUGGUGCAAAGAAGGCUCUGACCAAAAGAGCCUUUGGGGGGGUAAGCUCUUUAGUGACAGCUCUGUAUCUGUGUUCUUUGAUCACCAAAUCCAGCUCAAAACAUGUUGGGUCCACCACGUUGCAGACAGAAACACAUCCAAGAAAGAGGUUGGGAAGGCAUUAGAAAGCCAGAUGUGCCUGUCCCCUUCAGUCCAAUCAUGUGUUCUUCUUCAAAACCAGUUCCUUCAAACAUCCUUUCUUUAGCA
Messenger RNA from Calypte anna (Anna's hummingbird), 1905 nucleotides. RefSeq names its product Wnt family member 9A (gene WNT9A). Lineage: Eukaryota; Metazoa; Chordata; Aves; Apodiformes; Trochilidae. The record is from RefSeq and is a predicted model, not a curated record. Gene Ontology annotation, biological process: cell fate commitment; neuron differentiation; multicellular organism development. Gene Ontology annotation, molecular function: frizzled binding; cytokine activity. The transcript is spliced from 4 exons. Bases 35 to 1126 code for a protein of 363 amino acids. Gene Ontology annotation, cellular component: extracellular region.